This is a messenger RNA of Pyricularia pennisetigena, 933 nucleotides long. RefSeq lists its product as uncharacterized. Gene Ontology annotation, molecular function: oxidoreductase activity. The record is from RefSeq and is a predicted model, not a curated record. The transcript is spliced from 4 exons. NCBI's taxonomy places the organism in Eukaryota, Fungi, Ascomycota, Sordariomycetes, Magnaporthales, Pyriculariaceae. Bases 1 to 933 code for a protein of 310 amino acids. Gene Ontology annotation, cellular component: cytosol.
AUGACCAUCGUAACAGGUACUGCAACCGCCAUAAUCCCCAGAGUCUUGUUACGCCGUCAAAGGACAUCUCCCAUACCGUUCUUGGCCAAAGGGUUUCGCCUAGUCUUCUCAGCAAAGAUGUCGGCCACCGCAAUGGGGAAGCGCCUCGAGGGCAAAACAAUAGUCAUCACUGGAGCAUCUUCCGGGAUCGGGCGUAGCUGUGCCUUUGAGUUUGCUCGCACCAGCCCCAAGAACUUGAAGCUGGUCCUGACGGCUCGUCGCAUCGACACGCUCAAGGAGAUCGCCAAAGAGAUAAAUGCCGAAGUUGGUGAGGGCGUCAAGGUAUUGCCGUUCCAGCUCGACGUCAGCAAACCGGAUGAGGUCCGCGGGUUUGUCCAAGCUCUGCCUGAGGAGUUCCAGGAUAUCAACGUCCUCGUCAACAAUGCGGGUCUGGUAAAAGGAGUUGCACAGGCUCCUGCCAUCGCCGAGGAGGAUAUAAACAUCAUGAUGGCGACUAACGUGACUGGUCUCAUCAACAUGACACAAGCCGUGCUUGCGAUUUACAAAAAGCGGCCUGAAGGAGGGGCGGGCGAUAUCAUCAAUAUCGGUAGCAUAGCUGGUCGUGAGCCCUAUGCUGGUGGUAGCAUAUACUGCGCAACCAAGGCUGCAGUCCGGAGCUUUAGUGAGUCCUUGCGAAAGGAGUUGGUAGCAACUCGGAUCCGGGUUAUGGAAAUUGACCCGGGUCAGGUUGAAACCGAGUUUUCUGUUAUUCGGUUCUAUGGUGACAAGGCAAAGGCAGAUGCAGUCUAUGCGGGCUGUGAUCCUCUCACGCCGGACGAUAUCGCCGAGGUAGUUGUGUUCGUCGCAGGACGGAGAGAGAACGUCGUUGUAGCCGACACUCUCAUCUUUCCUCAGCACCAGGCAAGUUAUCACCCCAUUAUCCGAAUGUUGUAG